AGGAAUCGGUCGAAGGAGUGGUGGUGCACAUAUAGAGGGGCGAGAGGGCGCGGCUUGUCCAGACGCAAUCUGUCCCGCCGACGACGAUCAUGUCGCCGAAGUUGAUAUUUCUCUUUGGAUUCAUCUGUCUACUUGCCGUGACAGUAAGGGCUCAGGAUGAUGAUGGGGGCGAAGGUGGAGAAGCAUCAGCAGAAGAACUUUGUCAUGACAGGCCAGGGGAUGAAUACUUUCGGCUAAGCACAGAUGGAGAUUGUCGAGAUGUUGUGAGGUGCGACAAAGCAUCUGAGAUUGGAAUAACGAGGCUGGCCACAGUGAAGUGUCCAACUGGUCUUGCUUUUGAUAUUGACAGGCAGACUUGUGACUGGAAGACCAACGUCAAGAACUGCGAUCAACUUGAAAAGCCUAGAAAAGUUCUACCAAAAUUCAAAACAGACGAGCCUGUUUGUCCUGAUGGAAAAUUAUCCUGCGGCAAUGGUGAAUGUGUCGAUAAAGAAUUAUUCUGUAAUGGAAAACCCGAUUGCAAAGAUGAAUCAGACGAAAAUGCCUGCACUGUGGAAACUGAUCCAAACAGAGCCCCCGAUUGUGAUCCAACACAAUGUAUUUUGCCGGAUUGUUAUUGUUCAGCAGACGGAACACGAAUUCCUGGGAAUAUUGAACCAUCUCAAGUGCCACAAAUGAUAACAAUUACAUUUAACGGAGCAGUAAAUGUGGAUAACAUUGACUUGUAUGAGGAGAUAUUCAAUGGACAACGAGCAAAUCCAAAUGGUUGUCAAAUUCGUGGCACUUUCUUUGUUUCUCACAAAUAUACAAAUUAUUCAGCCGUACAAGAUCUUCAUCGUAAAGGACAUGAAAUUUCUGUUUUUUCAUUAACACACAAAGAUGAUCCACAAUAUUGGAGUCAUGGAAGUUAUGACGAUUGGCUCGCAGAAAUGGCUGGAGCCAGAUUAAUUGUUGAACGUUUCGCCAAUAUUACCGAUGGAUCCAUUGUUGGAUUGAGAGCACCUUACCUGAGGGUGGGAGGUAACAAGCAAUUUGAAAUGAUGGCUGAUCAACUUUUCGUCUAUGACGCUUCCAUAACAGCUUCACUUGGUCGUGUGCCCAUUUGGCCGUAUACACUUUACUUCCGUAUGCCUCAUAAAUGUAACGGAAACAGCGGAAACUGUCCCUCGAGAUCACAUCCGGUGUGGGAAAUGGUUAUGAAUGAAUUGGAUCGACGUGACGAUCCAACAUUCGAUGAAUCCCUCCCUGGUUGUCAUAUGGUGGAUUCUUGUUCCAACAUUCAAACUGGAGAACAAUUUGCAAGACUGCUUAGACAUAAUGCCUUCCGUCAUAUUAAUUCAAAUAGAGCACCAUUGGGAUUCCAUUUCCAUGCUUCCUGGCUCAAGAGCAAAAAGGAAUUCAAGGAGGAACUCAUUAAAUUCAUCGAAGAAAUGUUGGGCAGAAAUGAUGUCUAUUUCGUCACCAUGGUCCAGGUGAUAAAAUGGAUGCAGACGCCGACGGAAUUAUCGGCAAUUCGUGAUUUCCAAGAAUGGAAAGAAACUUGUGAUGAAAAGGGACAACCGUACUGUUCCCUGCCAAAUGCAUGCCCCUUAACAACUAGAGAAUUACCUGGUGAGACCCUUCGUCUUUUCACCUGUAUGGAGUGUCCCAAUAACUAUCCCUGGCUGCUGGAUCCAACCGGCGAUGGUUUCUCCGUGAAGAAAUGAGUUUGGAGGCAAUAGACUACGAUCGAUCGAUCGUGCAAAAGCCUUUUUUUCUCUUUCACAUUUUCAAGCACACAGCCUCAGCGUCAGUGAUGUCCUUACUAAAUAUUAAACUCGAAUAAUAAAUUUGUUUUUAUUUUCCUCCAGAGAGGCACAUGGAAACUUUGAAAUAGAUUCCAUUUUUUUUUUUUCUAAUUUUAUCAUUCGAAACGAAAAUAAAUUUAGCAAUAAAAAAGUAAAACUCAUCAGAAAAAAAAUUCCUAGUUACAGAAACUAAUUUUUAAUUACAUUCAUGUUUUUUUUUUCUUUUAAUUUAGUUUCCGUUAUUAAAGUGGAAAUUUUUCCAUCACCGAAGUAAUAUGAAAAAGAAAUUAAAUUUAAAAACUUUUUUUGAUUUUAUUUUCGAAAAAUAUUUGAUGUUAAGGACAAUAUUUCCGAAAAAUAAGGAAAAAUAAAAUUUGCCUCAAAAAAAAAAAAAAAAAUUGUAAAUCGCUAUAUUAUAACGACUUUACAAGAUUUCAAUCUAGUUUUUUUUAUAUAUAUACAUACAAUAAUUAGUACCGAAAAAAAGUGAAUUUUGUAUUUUUGAUAAAAUCACACACAAACAUUUUGUGCAUAUUCCAAAUAUGAACUUUAAAAAAUUUUCUUAUGAAAAUAUUAUUUUUCGAGAAAUCUCAAAGACUCGUUUUCCUCCUGAAGAACUAAAUAAUAAUUUGUUUUGAAAAUAGAAAUGAAAAAAAAAAUCCGAUAGUUAUUAAACAAACUAUUGAGAUUAUCGAAGUUUUUUUUAAUAUUCAUGAAAUAAAAAGAGACAAUGUUUUUUUUUUUUUAAGUCGCAGGAGGAUAUUAUAAUGUUAAGUUGAUAUGUUAGUAUAUCUUGUGUGAGUGAAUGAAUGAAGUUAAGAUACAAUGUCCUAAGAUGUGUUGAAUUUUUUAAAUCCGGACAAAAUGAAAAUAAACAAGAUAUUUAUUUA
Molecule: messenger RNA, 2677 nt
Organism: Leptopilina boulardi
Lineage: Eukaryota; Metazoa; Arthropoda; Insecta; Hymenoptera; Figitidae
Gene: verm
Product: chitin deacetylase 1
Exons: 7
Coding region: 90-1706 (538 amino acids)
Biological process (GO): carbohydrate metabolic process
Cellular component (GO): extracellular region
Molecular function (GO): protein binding; chitin binding
Source: RefSeq, a predicted model, not a curated record